AUGAAGCUGGAGGUGUUGGAUCCGUUAGAUAACUGGAGAGAAUUACGAGUGGCAACCGUUUAUGAGAUCAUGGAAGAUGGCUACCUCAAGAUUGUUUUUGAUGGCGAAGAAAUGGAAGAGGACCCAGUGCCACUUCAUUAUUCUUCGGAGCUGUUAUUUCCGGUGGGAUACGCCGAGAAACAUGGAUUACGUUUGAAAGGCCCAACAGGAGCACAAGUUUUUCAAUGGGAAGCAUAUCUAAAACAAAGCCAAAGCGUUGCUGCGCCCGAAAGUCUUUUCGAAAAUUUCAGCGAGGACGUUUUAAGCAAUUUCAAGAUUGGAGCAAAAUUGGAGGCCGUUGAUUUAUGUGAGCCAAAUCUGAUUUGCACAGCCACUGUAGCGGCACAUCAUGGCCGAAUCCUGGAAAUUGAAUACGACGGUUGGGAUAGCUCAUUCAAUCAGUUAUUCGACUACAAGUAA
Molecule: messenger RNA, 459 nt
Organism: Gongylonema pulchrum
Lineage: Eukaryota; Metazoa; Nematoda; Chromadorea; Rhabditida; Gongylonematidae
Source: the annotation of a GenBank genome assembly